This is a messenger RNA of Paramecium pentaurelia, 1828 nucleotides long. NCBI's taxonomy places the organism in Eukaryota, Ciliophora, Oligohymenophorea, Peniculida, Parameciidae. The record is from the annotation of a GenBank genome assembly.
AUGAGAAGAACAACUUAAACAUAAUAACCAACCUUGUUUGAUUAAAUAAUAUCUUAAACAAAUAAUGAUGAGCAAAGUUAAGAGAAAUAAUCUAAAUAAUCUAAAGUAAAUUAGAGUUAAUAAUCAACAUAUAAUAAAAAAUCUCUCCAUAAUUUAGUAUUUAAUAUAUUUAACUUAUAGCAAGAAAUAGUUUAUUAAAAGGCUUUUGAUUAUCAGGAAUAUAAACAAUCCUUGCGAUAUAACAACAAAAACCUAAAAAAAAUUGUCUUAUAAAACAUUAAUAAUCCUCAUGAAAAGCUAAUUCAAAGUUUAAUUAAAUACUCCCUAAGCAGUUUAGAAGAACUUACUUUAGAAAAUGUUGAAGUGGCAGAUUCUUAAUUUCAAAUAUUUUAGUAAAAAGGAGGACUUUCGAAAUGCUUCCAAAAUUUAACACAUAUAACACUUAAUUGUCCUAUCAUGACCUCACUUUCUAUUAAUUAUUUAUUCUAAGGCAUCUAAACUCUUUAACAUUUAGAUUUAAGCAAUACUUAAAUCGAUAAUUAAGGUAUUUACAAUUUAUGUUAAUUGAAAUGGCCCUUUUUGAUUAAUUUUAUUAUAUAAUGGUGCAGCAGAAUUGAUAAUUUAGAUGAAUUAGGUGAGAAUGCUGAAAACUUUCCUAAUCUACAAUAUAUUGAUUCUAGAUUUACUUAAACAGAUAAUUGGGCUUACAAUUCAAUUAUAAAUUCAAAAAUUAGUGUUACUUUACAUCAUUUAAGAUUAUUUGGGACUCAUGUUGAUUUAGAAACUACUUAAUGGAAAUCAUCCUACUUAUUAAAUCUGUUUAUGAAAACAAUGAAAGAUUAUAAUUUUUAAGAAUUUAAAAUCUAAAAUAAUCUUGCCUGUACUUAAAGUUCAAGUGAUUAUAAAUAAAUGAAAAUUAAUACAUGUAAUUAAAUAAUAAAUCAAUAGUAAUAACCAAAGAAAGUUAAAAAAUGAAUUUGAAUGUUUCUUGGAAAAUUGCCCCUCAAUAUUGCGUGUUAUAAUUUGUCGAUACUGCAGAAAAUGUGAGAAAUAAAUUUGCUAAUUUUGGAAAGUUAUUUGAAUUCCUUUAAAAGUAAUGGUAACUUAGAAGAUCUUUAUUAAAUCUUUGCAUUAUUUUUGAUUAAAUCUUAUGUGAUCCAAACAAUUUUGAUAUUGUUUUAAAAACUAUUAUUGAUUUUAAAGAGUUGAAAAAAUUGAAAUUUUAUGUAAGCAAUUAAUCAUUGUUAAAUCCUUCAAAUUACUUCUUUUUUUUUAAUUAAAUUGGUGAAUUAAAAUAACUAAUGUAUCUUUAAGUAAAGUAUUUUAAAUAUUAUAGUUAGAUUUAUAAAAUAAUGAAAUUGUUAUUAAUGAAUCCUUUUUAAAUAGAAUUAUUAGAACCAUUUAAUAAUUAUCAUAUUUGAAUUUAUUUUACUUAAAUAUAAGGUUUAAUGAAAUUAAGAAUAUCAAAGAUUUACAUAACUUCAAUUCUUAAAUUAUUAAUUCUAUUAAGAACCCUUACUUGAAUCACAUUUAUUUAAUGGAAACUAAAGAAGAAAAUUUAAAUUAUAGAUUUAAAUAGGCUCUAUCUUUAAUUCAUAGUAAUGCUUCAAAAUUUAUAAAUAUAAAUGAAUUUUAAAAUAUUAUACUUUAAUAAGAUGCUCAAAAUUAUAAGGAAAAGAUUUUUAAAUAUUAGACAGAACUAUUUUAUAAGAAAAAAAUGAAACUAAUAAGAUGCUGUGUGUUAAGUAAUUUUCAUUAAUUCAAUUAUGGAAAUAGAUUUAGAUAAUAAGUGAUUUAUUAAAUUUUAGACAUGAUAAUUAAUUAAUGA